This is a messenger RNA of Didymodactylos carnosus, 2097 nucleotides long. The record is from the annotation of a GenBank genome assembly. NCBI's taxonomy places the organism in Eukaryota, Metazoa, Rotifera, Eurotatoria, Philodinida, Philodinidae.
AUGGGAUCAGCAAUCGCGGCUUUAAUAGCCAACUCAUCGUGCCAAGUUGUGUUACUCGAUAUAGCUAGCAAUAAUCCUAAUGAUAGGAACUCGGUUGUUAAAAAAGCGAUAGAGAAUAUACCAAAACAACGCCCUCCUUCUUUAUCUCAUCCUAGUAAAUUAGCUUUUAUUAAAAUUGGCAAUUUAAAAGAUGAUUUACAGUUAAUCACAGAGUGUGACUUAAUUAUCGAAGUAAUUAUAGAACAAAUUGAUAUCAAAUAUAAGCUAUAUAAUAAGAUUAUACCAUAUUUGCAAAACGAUGCCAUUUUAGCUUCUAAUACUUCAACUUUACCUUUAAAGCAAUUAAAAGAAAAUAUACCAGAUUCUAUAAAAUCUCGGUUUGUGAUUACUCAUUUCUUUAACCCUCCAAGAUAUAUGGAAUUGCUAGAGCUAAUCACCGACCAAGCAGUAGUUCCAAUGGUAGUAGAUAAAAUAACUAACUUCUUAACCAUUAAUUUAGGUAAAACUAUUGUUAAAAGCAAUGAUACUCCAGGCUUCAUUGCCAAUAGAAUAGGAUGUUAUUUACUUGAGCUAGUAGUACGCACCGCUAUAAAAGCUAAUUUAAAUCCUGUAAUUAUAGAUAAAAUUUUUACUGAUUUAUUAAAAUUUCCGAAUACGGGGAUUUUUGGUUUAUAUGAUCUCAUUGGGCAUGAUGUAAUGAAAUUAAUUUCUACGUCAUUAGUUAAUUCUUUACCAAUGAAUGAUCAAUAUAAAAAAAUUUAUAUUCUCACCCCGAUUUUGGAUAAGAUGAUAGCAAAAAAUUUAAUAGGGAGAAAAGGGGUAGGAGGAUUUUACCGGAUAUCAGCUAUAAAUAAGGUAAAAACUAAAGAAGUGAUAAAUUUUCAAGAUUUCUCCUAUACUGCAAUAGAAGACCCUAAAGUGGAGUAUAAUUCUAUUAAUGAAUUAUUAGAUAGCGGCUCUAUUUAUGGACAGUUUUUCAAAAGUAUCUUAGUAGAAUUUUAUCUUUACUUAACGAGCUUAAUUCCAGAAGUAACUGAUAAUAUUUAUGAUAUCGAUAAAGCGAUGAGACUUGGUUACAGCUGGAAACAGGGCCCAUUUGAGCUACUCUAUAAUAUAAAGGAUGGUUUUGAAUGGCUUAAGAAAGAAGCGACUAUUAAGAACCUACCUUUACCAAAAUAUGUUGCAAAUAAUAAUUAUAAAACCAUUGACAGCAGCAAAUUCCAAGUUAGCAGAAUUAACUUACGAGAAAGCGAAGUUUUAUUAAAAAAUAAUUCAGCUCAAGUUUUGUUAUAUCAAGAUAGAUUAGUUUUUAGUAUUAGCACAAAAAUGAAUUGCCUGAACGAGGAAGUUUUUACUCUGCUGCUAGAAGCUGUAGAUCUGGCUGAACAAAGAGAGCAAGAUCUAUAUAUUGUCCCUUUAACUGACAAUUUUUCCGCUGGUGCUGAUUUAAAGCUGGUAGCUCAUUACAUUAAAACUAAUGAUUUUACUAAAUUAGACAGAUUACUAGAAUUAGGGCAACAAGCUAUGAUGAGAUUGAAAUAUUCUCACAUCAAUAUUAUUAGUUGUGCAGUUGGGUUUGCACUAGGGGGCGGGUGUGAGAUAUUACUUCAUUCUGAUUUUAUUGUAGCUCACCAAGAGUUAAAUGCUGGACUUGUUGAAGUAAGUCGUGGGUUAGUUCCGGCCUUUGGCGGUAUUAAAGAAAUGUUUUACCGUGCCCAAGGAAAUAAAGAUAGGUUAAUCAAAAACAUCAUCAAUAUUCUGACUGCUAAUAAAACCAGUUCUGCAGAUUAUUUUAUACUAGAUUAUGGGAUUUCAUCUGCUCAAAUAAAUAUGAAUAAACAAAUGAUAUUUCUGGAGGCUUCGCAGUUAACUUUUCCUAAAAAAGUAGUGAAGGUAGAUAAAAAAAUUACUUUGCCACAAAUUAGCUUAUCCGAAGAAUUAGAUAUAUCGCAAUAUAAUGAGCUACAAAUUUUACUAUUAGCACAGUUGCAAGACAUUAUUGCUUUGCAAGAAAUUGACGAACAAGAGAUAUUAGAGCGUGAACGCAAGAUCUUUUUAGAACUUGCUCAAAAUCCUAAAAAGGAUUUAGCCUUUUAG